AUGCUAAUCGAGGAAUUAAGUCCCGGCGCUCCUAUGGCCGCCGUUGAAAAGCCCGGACCCCCGCUGAUCUCUUCACAGCCUUCCUCGGCUUCUCGUCCCACUCCCAACGGCGGCGAUGACGACGCUUCUCCCAAGAAGCCGCUGAGCAAACGGGAGUUCAUCCUCUCCGUCGCCUCUAAUCUCUCUUCUCAGACCCUCUCCAACCCUGACCCUAAUGUCUGGGGGGUUCUCACUGCCAUUUCAGAUAACGCCCGCAAACGGCACCAGGGGAUGAACAUUCUCUUGACUGGGGAUGUACACUGCUUUGGCCGAUCGGUAGAAGACAAGCGUUUUCGAAUUGAAUCAAAUGCGGUUAGUGGAAAUCACUGCAGAAUAUAUAGGAAAAGAGUCUUGGGAGAAGAUUCGAACCGUCCCUUCAUGGCUGUUUUUCUCAAAGAUACUAGCACCAACGGGACCUAUCUUAACUGGGAAAAGUUGACUAAGGGCGGCCCUGAAGCUAAAAUCCAACAUGGGGACAUCGUAUCAUUUGCUGCUACUCCUCAGCAUGAGCUUGCCUUUGCCUUUGUAUAUCGUGAAGUACUGAAUCCCAUGCCAACGGUGAACAGUGCAAAUGCAAAAAGAAAAGCAGAAGAAGUUCAUGGGGAAUGUAAGAGAAUUAAAGGUCUUGGCAUUGGCGCUCCUGAUGGUCCUAUAUCUCUUGACGACUUCAAAAGUCUUCAGCGGUCUAACACGGAACUGAGGAAGCACGUUGAAGGCCAUGUUCUUACAAUUGACUCAUUACAGAAAGAACUUCGGUCAACCAUGGAGCGUCAUGAAAAUGAAAUGAAAGAGGUGAAAGAAUUUACUGCAAAUUCAUACAUUGAUCAACUGAAGAAACUGCAGGAUACGUUGGAGGUGGAACGCAAUGAGAGGAGUGAGGUCAGUAGAAUAUCAGCUGAUCGACAACGCACCUUAGAAGACCUUGAUGAAAGACUUGCAGCAUCCAGGCAUUCAUGUAAAGAAGCAAAUGAAAUAAUGAAAAGCCAAAAGGCAUCCAUAGCUGAGCUUGAAGCGCAACUGGAAGAAGAACGAGAUCAGAGAAAAGAAGAGCGACUAAAGGGCGCUUCAGAUUUAAAGGUGGCAGUUCAGAAAGUUCAAUCUGAAGCUCAAGAAGAAAUCAAGGCAUUAUCUGAUACUGCUGCACAUCGGGAAAAAGAGCUACAAGAAGAAAUCAAUAAGCUUCAAGAAAGAGAGAAGAAGUGGUGCUCACAGGUUGAAAGUUUGAGGCCCAAACUGGAGGAAGCAAGACAAAAGUCAGUCAUAUCUGAUAAAAGAAUUCGCCAACUGGAAGCUCAAAUUUCUGAAGAGCAGAUUGCGUCUGCAAAUGGAAGAAAGAGGAUAGACGAACUUGAGCAAGAAAUGAGAAGAUCGAGAAAGGAGCUGGACAGUGAAAAGCAGGCUGCUCGAGAGGAAGCAUGGGCUAAAGUAUCAGCCCUCGAACUUGAGAUAAACUCUGCUGUGCAUGACCUUGACUUCGAGAGGCGGAGAUUAAAAGGUGCUAGAGAAAGAAUUAUGCUCAGGGAAACACAGCUGAGAGCAUUUUACUCUACAACUGAGGAGAUAUCUGUACUCUUUGCUAAGCAGCAACAACAACUGAAGGCGAUGCAGAAGACUCUGGAAGACGAGGAGGAUUACGAAACUGGGUCACUAGAUCUUGACAUAAAUAAUGUACUACAUGAUGGGCACCAAGAUGAUGUGGUAGCAGACAAGCAAUCUCGUUAUCACAAUGGAAUAAAUGCUAGGGGUAUUGAUAGAAAUCGAGCUGCUAGCUCUGAUGAUGAAGCAAGCGCAACUGAAAAGCACGACUGUGAUAUCAGAAGUCAAGGUGGUGAUUACCAGAAUACACAAGGUGAAGAGUUCACAAGUGGUGAUUGUCAAGUCAAGGGUGGCUUUGGCUCCAAUAUUGAUGUUGACGUUGACACUGCACCAGCUCUUGAUGGUGACCCCAUUGGUACGGAGCACGUUCUUGAAACUGAGAGCCCUGUAAUUAGUAAGAUCGGCUCUUUAGCUGCUGGGGAUACAAUGCAGCUUGAUGACGAGGACCCCCAAGUACAAGAAACUGAUGAGAGAGUGGAAAUCAUCCCUGAAGAUGAGAAGAGAAUGGAUGAUGAUACGGAAGUAGGAGGGACGAUUAGGACAGCAGACCUCAUCACCUCGGAAGUGGCGGGUAGCUGGGCUCAAAGUACAGCUCCUUCUGUCCAGGGGGAGAAUGGGUCCCAACAAAGUAGAUACCACAACGAAGAUGAUGAACAAGGUGUGGGAGCAGCAGGAUUUCGUGAAUCCGUUGGCCACGUGGCAGAGAGUCAAAGCACACCGCCUUCAAAUGCUGCUGCUGCAGUCGCAAAGCAGAAUGAACGUGAAUAUCAAGCAUUGACCGAGAUGAUUGGAAUUGUUGCUCCUGAUCUGAAGGAGCAAUUUGCUGCCCACGGCUCUGUGAAUGAUGAUAUGGAGAAGGAAGAAAGGCGGGAUUUGUUGUCAAAUUCCGAUACCGAGUGUUGCAGCGAUACCGAGAAUGACGAUGGUGGCAAAGGUGGAUGUGUGUUGGAUUCAGAGACAGAGGACAGCGAUGAACAUGGGGAGGACAGAAAACCUGGUGACGUUUCUAUGGAUGAAGAUGAUGAGACGCAGGUAGACUCCGUUUCGUAG
Messenger RNA from Linum trigynum, 2685 nucleotides. The record is from the annotation of a GenBank genome assembly. NCBI's taxonomy places the organism in Eukaryota, Viridiplantae, Streptophyta, Magnoliopsida, Malpighiales, Linaceae.